AAAAAAAAAAAAUCACAUCUUUCCUCAGCCCUAAACACAUCUUUCCAGUCUCACUCGUUCAUACCUUUACCGAGUAAAAAAAAAAAAAAGUAAAGGUGAAAAAUGGAGCAUGGGUCAUAUCAAAAUCCAAGUUCAUCAACAUUCUCAAUAACAGAGGAAGAUCACACUCUUGCUAACUCUCUUAGAUUGGUUCUCAAUAAAGAUCCAAGGGUAUCGUUUUGUGGAUAUAGCAUUCCACAUCCUUCUGAAGCCCGGGUUAAUAUCCGAGUGCAAACAACAGGUGAUCCAGCUGGCGAGGUCCUAAAAGAUGGUUGUCAGAAUCUGAUAAAUAUGUGUGAACAUGUUAGAAAGACCUUUGAUGAUGCAGUUGACAAGUUUAAGAGCAGCAAAGCUAAUGAUUCUAUGGAUGUUAGUCCAUGAGAUACUGAUUUUCGCUUGUUUUCUUUAGGACACUGUCCCAGAUAGUUUUGAUCCGUUAAGGUAGCUAAAGGAAUGUAGUAGUACAGUAGUUAUGUGUCUUUUUUCUUCUUUCCCUGAAUUGUAGCUGAUGAUCGUUGAGAUUUGUGUACACUUGUUUACUACAUCAAAUAUGUUUUGACGGUAAAUUUGCACUUGA
Beta vulgaris subsp. vulgaris (sugar beet) is the source of this 616-nucleotide messenger RNA. RefSeq lists its product as uncharacterized. Gene Ontology annotation, cellular component: RNA polymerase III complex; RNA polymerase I complex. Gene Ontology annotation, molecular function: DNA binding; protein dimerization activity; DNA-directed RNA polymerase activity. The record is from RefSeq and is a predicted model, not a curated record. Bases 103 to 420 code for a protein of 105 amino acids. The transcript is spliced from 4 exons. Gene Ontology annotation, biological process: DNA-templated transcription. Lineage: Eukaryota; Viridiplantae; Streptophyta; Magnoliopsida; Caryophyllales; Amaranthaceae.